Messenger RNA from Acanthaster planci (crown-of-thorns starfish), 2551 nucleotides. Its product is annotated as guanylate cyclase soluble subunit beta-2-like. Gene Ontology annotation, cellular component: guanylate cyclase complex, soluble. The record is from RefSeq and is a predicted model, not a curated record. NCBI's taxonomy places the organism in Eukaryota, Metazoa, Echinodermata, Asteroidea, Valvatida, Acanthasteridae. Gene Ontology annotation, molecular function: heme binding; guanylate cyclase activity. Gene Ontology annotation, biological process: cGMP biosynthetic process; response to oxygen levels.
GUACCGCCAGCUUGGACAGGUUUAAGUCUAUUAUUCGUCUCUGAGCUACUCUUUUCGAAUGUCGACCUAUCUGCCUUGAGCGGAAGCACUCCCCCAUCGGUUGAAAAGAGCCAAGAGGUCCCGGUAUGGCUUACAGUGCUAACACCUCCAUUUGGGGCAAAAUGGGAGAGGAACAUCUCCAGUGUCCUGUCUGUCAAGACUACUUCAGACAACCAAAGAUACUCAGCUGCCAGCACAGCGUCUGCGAGAGGUGCUUAGAAAAGGAGAAAGUGUCGGCCGUGUCUAAGGUUGAGUGUCCAGUGUGCUGGCAAACCACGAUCCUACCGAAAGAUGGCGGCGUGUCUUCCCUCCGGACCAACUUCAAGCUAUUGGAUUUGGUGGAGGCAGCGCACAGACAGCACCAGAGGGAGCGGGGAUCCGUGCCGGUCUGCCGGGAUCACAGCUGGAAGGAGAGCCUACUUUACUGUGAGACUUGCCGAGAGCUGAUCUGUGAAGCGUGCACCAGCGAAGCACACAGCGGGCACGAGCACCGAGAAGUUGGGACGGCGGCCUCUGAGGCUAGACAGGAUGCCAAGAGAUACACAAUCGCCAUCAAAGCAUCAGUAAAGGACUUGGAGGAGAAAUUGUUAGCUAUCGAGAAGUUGGAGCGAGAUCUCAAGAGUGCCUCGGAAGACUGUCGUCAGGAGGUAGAUGCGAAGGCCAAUGAGGAGAUGGCCAGAGUCAGUGUUGCCAAGCAAAAAAUCAAGGACGAGAUCAAUUCCACUGAGAAGAGAAGGGCCCACAAUUUGGCGGAAUGCAAGCGCGAAUGCAGGGUUCUCAAGGAGAGCAUGAAAUCCGCGGUGGACAGUUACUGUGCCGCGAUUGACAGCGGUAACUUCGCCAGCGAUUUCGACUUCGUCUCGCUUCAUCCAAAGAUCGCAGCCCUAGCAGAACUGGAGAGUUGCAAAGGUCCCAAGGUCGACUUAUCACUGUCUGUUCUUCGGUUUGAAAGGUCUGGAUCACAGGAAAAUAUUUGUCUCGGGCGACUGGUUGAUAUAUAGGUAACAUUUCGUGCAUUCCGAGUGCCGCGAAAUUGGCUUUAAAAGAAAGGAAAACAAAAUGAAACGAAGCUGCCAUCAGCGCUAACAAUCCUGCGCCAUGAGAUUAGCGUCGGGGGCGCCCUUCAAUAGCAUCCUGGCUGAACAGCAGCUAUAGGCCCGUUUUGGCGUCGACGAUCUACUGCAGAGGGACUUCGUAGGGAGAAAGUGAUUGUCACUUUUUUUUUUUUUUUAAGGUGAUCAAUGGGGACCAGUUUCCCAAAACUAUUGACGGCUUCGGUCCAGGCCUUCAGACUACAGGUGGCCUUUUUCAUAAAGGUCCCUAAUCACUAUGCAAAAAGUCCACUCAAGGCGAUGAUGACAAGAGAAAGACACGGGAAAUGAGAUGAAUAGUGAGGCUGAACAAUUGCAUUCGAUCUUAACUAAAUUUGAUGAAGAUGAAAGCAAAAAUUCUCAUUCACCAGUUGCUAUAGAUAACCAUGUAAAGAUGGCAACGGAAAAAUAAACCUAUUUUUACUGGGGAAGCGUAUUUCAAAUGAACAACUAUUAAAAAUCCAAUGAUUCAUUAGUGCGUACCUCCUGAUAUUUUAAAGUAAAUUCUACGAAUCAUUAUUUUCAUAUUCUUUGGAAAACAUUACCUUUGUACUGCUUUGUCAUCCUGUACGCUUUUACGAAAAGUUUUACCGUUAGCCUCGAAGAAGGGCAAUCUUGGGGCUGCCAGUCAUUACGUAUAUAUUAACAUUCUCCUAUAUAUAUACUCCAGCGCCCUCAAUUGCUGAUGGAGCAUAUUGGUGGCGCUCUUACAAAUUCUUUCGCUUAAUCUGCAGCCGUGGUCUUUGCGGUUUUUAGUGCAGUCCCGUAAAGGCAACAGACCGCCUAUAAUUUUUAAAAAGGUUUUAGUUACAGAAAUCAAUUAUUAAUUAAAUAGAUUGAUAUAGUCGUUAAGAAACCCACUACACUAACACACUUGUUGCAGCAAUACAUGACGUUCUAACUGACGGCAUAGCCAUAACAUACAUAACGUUGUGGUUAAGUUUCAUGGAAUUUCAGAGAACGGGUCUUAAGACGAAUGAAAUUAAAUUUGGAUUAGAUUUUCUUCUUUAAAUUUCACCCCGUGACCUCAGCCCUGGUUUUAACAGGUAUUACCGCAUCCUUUACUGACUGAUUUACCGUACCUCAGUAGCUCACCAAGAUAAGACUUUCAUCGACAUUUGAAGUGUAAUCGUUUCCGUUGUAGUCUCGACAUUUAUAAUCCUGUUACGUUUGAGGUCAGUGUGAUGCCAAAAAUACCAAAGGUAUAAACGUCUGGAGGUCUAUACCUCCAGGUUUAAAUGGUGAAUCGUGAUUGAAAAUAAGUCCAUUAAUGAAAGUGUGAAAUAUCGGUGAAACGCGUACAUGUUCUUAAUUAUACCAUGAUGCCAGAUACCACAUUUCACAAACUCAUAUUUGAUGUUGAGAUUUCAAAGAUAAGCACAUUACGUUAUAAAUGUCAGUAGACGGUCCACAAAACCAUU